AAUGUCAAUAUAUUGUAGUGUAGCAAUCUGAUUUUAUCAUGUGUCUACGGGAUUCAAGUUGAAAGCAUUUUUUCUCAAUAUAUUCACGAACAUUUUUCUAAAGAUCUCUUAGCUUCAUUCGAAACCCAGUAAAACUGGUAUGCCAAUAAAGGACGCAAUCGAUCCUAUUUUUCUCAACUAGCAAUAUGUUGUUGAUGUAAAUUUUAAUCAAAUUUCACUUUCAUCUUAUGCUUAGCUCCGUCACCCCCGCUUCCGUCACCACCUGUACCUCAGUCAUGGGGCCCCCCGCUGCCGCCGCCACCACCACCUGUACCUCAGUCAUGGGUCCUGCCGCAGCCGCCGCCACCACCACCUGUACCUCAGUCAUGGGGCCCGCCGCAGCCGCCGCCACCACCACCUGUACCUCAGUCAUGGGGCCCGCCGCCACCACCGCCUCUACCCCAGGCAUUGGACCUGCCGCGCCCGCCGCCGCCACCCCCUCUCCCCCAGGCAUGUGACCCGCC
This is a messenger RNA of Rotaria sp. Silwood2, 503 nucleotides long. The record is from the annotation of a GenBank genome assembly. NCBI's taxonomy places the organism in Eukaryota, Metazoa, Rotifera, Eurotatoria, Philodinida, Philodinidae.